GAGUCUAUGAAUGGCAAAUAUAAGAUCUUGGAAUCAAAUGUGGCCAUCUUUUCUUGUCAAGCAGUGGUUUUGCAUCAUCAGUAAAUACUUGCAAGAACACAAAUUAUCAAAGUUUUCUGCCUCCUCCAUACCAGAAUAUAUCCAAUAUGAUAUGCAAACCUGUAUGGCAUACAUAUGAAUUGAGGUAUCUUCAAAAUGAUCAAACAACAAUCAACAACUAUCAUAUUAUCUGCUCCCUACACUCUAGGAUGGGUUGGAAUUGGAUUUUCAAAAGAUGGCAUGAUGGUUGGUUCAUGUGUGAUGGUUGGAUGGAUUAACAAACACGGCCACGCGAAAAUCAAGCAGUUUUACUUGCGCACCAAGAAACCGUCGGAAGUCUUAGAAGACAAAGGUGAACUGCCACUAAAUAAUUUGCCUGCAGCAGUGGCAACCAAUGGAGCUGAAAUUCAUUUGGCUUUUCAGUUGGAGAUGGAAACUCCAUUGGAGAGGCAACAAGUUCUUUUGGCUUUUAGUAUUAAAUAUCCAAAGAACAAUAACCAUCUCUCCAAGCAUGAUGACAAAACAUCUUUUGUAUUUGAUUUUACUUCAGGUUCUAAGGGCCCUUUAUCAUCAUCUAAUGAGUUGAUUCAGAUGAGGAAGAACCAUGGAAUUGUAGGUAUAAUAGGAUGGGGUCUAAUCCUACCUAUAGGGGUGAUCAUUGCUAGAUACUUCAGGCAUAAGGAUCCUCUGUGGUUCUAUUUUCAUGCAGCCAUUCAAUUUGUUGGAUUCACAUUUGGUCUUGUUACAAUCAUUCUUGGAUUGCAACUCUACACCAAGAUGAAUGCUCAUAUAUCAGCUCACAGAGGCAUAGGCAUUUUUGUCUUUGUACUAAGCAUUCUUCAGAUAUUGGCUUUAUUUUUGAGACCAAACAAGGAUUCAAAGAUUCGAAGAAUCUGGAAUUUGUACCACAAUUGGUUUGGAAGGUUGGCAAUGGUAUUUGCAACCAUGAACAUAGUGUUGGGAAUACAAGCUGCUGGGGCAGGAAAAGAAUGGAAGAUAGGCUAUGGAAUCCUUUUUGGUAUAACAGUUGUUGUAGCCAUUGUUCUUGAAGUAUUAGCAUAUUUGAAAAGACAAGAGAUGAAAUAUUUGCCUCCAAACUUCCAAAUAGACCCUUUUAGAGGAGUAUCUACAUUUCCAACUCAUCUUUAG
Arachis stenosperma is the source of this 1188-nucleotide messenger RNA. Its product is annotated as cytochrome b561 and DOMON domain-containing protein At3g61750. The record is from RefSeq and is a predicted model, not a curated record. NCBI's taxonomy places the organism in Eukaryota, Viridiplantae, Streptophyta, Magnoliopsida, Fabales, Fabaceae. The transcript is spliced from 4 exons. The coding region runs from base 196 to 1188 and encodes 330 amino acids.